This is a messenger RNA of Symbiodinium sp. CCMP2592, 1320 nucleotides long. NCBI's taxonomy places the organism in Eukaryota, Dinophyceae, Suessiales, Symbiodiniaceae. The record is from the annotation of a GenBank genome assembly.
AUGGCCGACGAUCAUCUGGACACAGAGAUCGCCGGCUACAGGGCCGGACGAGUGCUGCGGGUUCUUGGCCGCCCUUUGAGGGUGACUGAGCCUUGUGUUGGACUGGGAGGGCUACGACGGUUGUGUGAGCUGUCAGGAAGCCAGUACCUGUCCACACAGGGCUUUGACACGGAAGCUUCCUUGCUUCCCUACUACAAUAACUUGCAGAGGUUUUGUGGUGCUAGCGGUGUCCAAGCCUUGAGAUUGGGCACUGACGGCGAUGUGGAGAAAGUUAAUCCGGAGAGCUUGUUGCCCGUGGAAGCCAUUGUGGCUGGCCCCCCGUGCCAGCCAUGGGCAGGAACCGGACAGCAGCAGGGCACAGCUGAUGCAAGAGCUUCGGUCAUGGAUGUCUGCAUCGGCUGGAUCAUAGCUCAGGCUUGGCAGGGUCAGCUGCUAGCCUUCGCUGUGGAAAACAGCCCCCGGCUGCGUGGAACUCCAUAUCUGCGGGAGCUGCUGCAGCGACUGCGGGCGUGCAUCCCCAUGUUUGCUGUCUCCGUGGAAGUGCAUGACCUGUGUCAGCUUUGCCCGCAGCACCGGGAGCGUUUGUGGAUCCGGGGCUUGAGGAGGGAUUGCCUCCGAGGCUUGCCUGGCCUGCCGCCGCCUUUGAGCAUGAAAGACCUCGGUGGCAAGGUGAAGGUGCCUUUGGAGACCGUGUUGGUCGAAAAACAUGGCGAUGGAAAGGUGCUUAAACCAACGGACCCAGGAUCACUCUGCCCAAACAUGCAGUGCAACUUGGCGGCCUAUUUGAGUCGUGUGCAGGGAGACAUAGAAAAUGGGAAAGCAGGCGAGAUAGCCGUGAUCGAGCUGGACCGCAAUCCUUUGAAGGAUUUCGGCGGCGGUAUAGUCUACGACGGCACCCCGCCUCUGCGAACAAAAGGGCCGAAGCUGUGGCUGCUUCGGACACAAGAUGUCAAGGAGAAGCGCCCUUGGCAAGAGCACAGCUUGCAUAGGUACAUGCUACAGGAGGAAGACACGUUUCCGCGGGCGGAUAACUCUUUCCACCUAAACUCCAAGGCCCGCUGCAUGCGCCAACAGGAGCUGUGGAACGUUGAUCUUGAUUCCUCUGGUCGCUCCGGCAGUCGCUCUCCGUCAACAGUGAGCCUGGUUAGUCGGCACGUGCAUCAACUCGAUUUGCAGCUGCGCACCCUUAGUGCCCACGUGACAGCCUGUGAGCGCCGUAUUCGCGAGGUGGAACGUCAGCUUGCCGAGCUCCAGCAAGUGCGCGAACCGCAGAGUGCCUCCUUUUGGGAUUCCUUCAGGGCUUGCUUUCCUCGUUCCUAA